Molecule: messenger RNA, 279 nt
Organism: Dovyalis caffra
Lineage: Eukaryota; Viridiplantae; Streptophyta; Magnoliopsida; Malpighiales; Salicaceae
Source: the annotation of a GenBank genome assembly
AUGCCGUUGGGAUUGAUAACCGGGAUAGGGAGGGCGAUGAGGAGGAAGCGAACUUCGUCGUUGGACAUUCUAUCCUCAAAACGUGCUCCCCGUGAUUAUUACAAGGGAAAGAAUUGCAAGCCCACUGGUUUUCACACUCGCAAAGGAGGGUAUGUUGUUGUUCCGGAGAAACUGCCCAACUAUAUAGUCCCAGAUUUGACUGACUUCAAGCUCAAACCAUACGUGUCUCAAUGUCCAACGGAGGUUAAAACAACUGAAGCGUCUGAGCCUGCUAAGUAG